AGGUUUGCAUUGACUGUAGUGAUAGACUGACGGACGUGUUUUAGCAGCAUGCACCCUGAUCUUUCUCCACAUUUACACACAGAUGAAUGCAAUGCUCUUAUUUCUAAGCUUCAGAACUGUCACAAAGAGCGUCUGCAGAGGCGUGCCAACAAUCGAAAAGAAAGUGAAGAACGUCUGAAAAAAAUACAUGCCAAACUUGGUGAAGGUUACAACUGGCAGAAAAUGUGAUGUACGGGACAGUAGUGAACACUUAAGACACUGUUGUUGAUUGACAGUACGUAUAUAAUUCUUUGGAACAAAAUUAAUAGGUGGAGCUAAAAAAAAUCUUUCAGAGCAAAUUAAGAGUGUUUUUUAUUUCUUCAGGAAUAAAAGAUAAAAACUCAGUUCAUCACAAUGAGUGUUGUAGAAGGCCCUAUAGAGGAAACAGUGGCAUUGGAUCUUAAAUAUCCCAGUGUGAGUGAGAGAUACUUUACUAAAUAUUACUUCAUACCUAAGGAGAAAAAGAAAGUAGAAAAUGCUAGUGGAAAUAAUGUUUUAGCUUGUGAAGUUGACCAAGAUACAGCUUCUGAGCAAAGUGGGAAUGAAUCUACUGCAUUAAAAGAAAACAACAGAAGAUCUUAUCCCCAGAAUAAUGAAAAUAGCUCAGCAAGAGAGGAAAGAGUUUCAUCACAGCCAGACAAUAGUGGACAUACAUGUGUUAUGGUACAUACUAAUAAGCUGUGCCUUAUAACCCUCUCUCAUCGACACCCUGUGUUAGCUGAAAAGAAGGAAAUAGCUCAGAUCAGCUAUGAUGUAGGCAAGUUCAACCGAUUGGAUAAUCAGGUAUCUGGAAAGGGAAAGAGAGGUGCUCAGCUUAUGGGGCUUCAGUCACCAGUCUGCAUCAUUUCAUGUGUUGAUGGCACAAAGUACACUGUAUUGGCUGGUGUUCAGGGGAAACUAGUCGAGGUAAAUGAACGCCUCUUAUCAUAUCCCCAACUUGUGAGUGACCAUCCAGAUGCUGAAGGGUACUUGGCUGUUGUAUUACCCCCAUUACGGAAUGGGGACUUCAUGCGUAGUAAACUUUUCACUGAGGAACAGUACAAAGAACUGGAUCACUAUGGCAUAUCUGGAUGUUGAUAUCAAGCAUUUAGUUAUCAGAAUUGAAAACUUAAAUUUUAAACUACGUACUGUAUUUAGAUUAUUAGACAUCUUUGAUUACGUUAUGAAGAGGUUACUUCAAAAGUACAACAUAUGCCAUUUUACCUGUUGACAAAAGAAUCCAAUAUAUAAAAUGUUUUCAGCCAUACACCAUUGUAAGUAUCCACAGAAUAGUGAAUUCAUUUCAUAUUGCAGUAUAUAAGCUUAUAAACUGACAUCCUUUGUGGUGAGAGACAAAUGAUGAAUUAACCCAUGCACUACAGUCUUGAGUUUUGGAACUGACCUCUAUACUAAUGUUAAAUUAAAAUUAUAUAUUAAAUUAAAAUUAUAUGUUAAAUUGAAAUUAUAUGUUGCUGUAUAUGAUUGUUGUUUCAAUGAAUAUUAGACACUUGGAGACAAUUAAAAUGUGGUGGUUAA
Homarus americanus (American lobster) is the source of this 1554-nucleotide messenger RNA. RefSeq names its product protein Abitram-like. NCBI's taxonomy places the organism in Eukaryota, Metazoa, Arthropoda, Malacostraca, Decapoda, Nephropidae. The transcript has 4 exons. Bases 394 to 1116 code for a protein of 240 amino acids. The record is from RefSeq and is a predicted model, not a curated record. Gene Ontology annotation, molecular function: actin filament binding; actin monomer binding. Gene Ontology annotation, cellular component: filopodium tip; dendrite; nucleus. Gene Ontology annotation, biological process: regulation of actin filament polymerization; regulation of filopodium assembly; dendrite morphogenesis.